AUGCCUUCAAACGGCAUUUUCAAGAACUCAAGUGCAACUUCAGUUGUGGGAAACAGUCAACUGUGUGGGGGAAUACCUGAGAUGCAGUUGUCUAAAUGCAACUUUGGAAAGAAAAGAAAAGAACCCACUUCAAGUUCUUCCAAAAAUUUGCGUUUAAAUUUGUCGUACCAAAGUCUCCUAAAAGCCACCGAUGGGUUCUCCUCCACAAAUUUGCUUGGCGUGGGUAGUUUUGGAUCCUUAUAUAAAGAAAUCAUUCACGAGGGUCAAAUGACCAUUGCUGUCAAGGUGCUUAACCUUUUGUACUAUAGAGCUUCCAAGAGCUUUCUAGUUGAGUGUCAGGCCCUGAGAAACAUUAGGCAUCAGAAUCUUGUAAAGAUACUCACAGUUUGUUCAGGUGUUGAUUAUCAGGGUAAUGAUUUCAAGGCUCUAGUUUAUGAAGUCAUGGUCAAUGGUAGCCUUGCAGAUUGGUUGCAUUCGACUGCUACAGAGGAUGAGUCGCACCAAGAGUAGAGGAAUCUGAAUCUCUAUUAGAGAUUGAAUAUUGCCAUUGAUGCUGCGAGAGUAUUGGAAAAUCUCCAUUAUCAUUGCCAAACACCAAUCCAGCACUGCGACUUCAAGCCGAGCAAUGUUCUUGUAGAUGAUGAAAUGAUUGGACAUGUCGAAGACUUUGGGUUAACGAGAUUCUCUCCCAAAGCUGACCAUAACUCUUCAGCUAAUCAGUUGAGCUCUAUUGGCAUAAGAGGAAUUAUUGGUUAUGCGGCUCUGGGUCCCGUGGUUUUUCCCUUCACAUCGGAGGGUUUUCCACGUACAAAAUUUGGUGUCUUGCUUGUGGUGAUUGCUGGAUCUAUUUCUCUCAUGGUCUUUGGAUGA
This is a messenger RNA of Alnus glutinosa, 870 nucleotides long. RefSeq names its product probable LRR receptor-like serine/threonine-protein kinase At3g47570. Gene Ontology annotation, molecular function: protein kinase activity; ATP binding. Gene Ontology annotation, biological process: protein phosphorylation. The transcript is spliced from 3 exons. Lineage: Eukaryota; Viridiplantae; Streptophyta; Magnoliopsida; Fagales; Betulaceae. The record is from RefSeq and is a predicted model, not a curated record.